CUUUGGUUUAAGAAGAAACAGAAGACCCUAGCCUGUUCCAAUAAGAACCAGUGGCCUUUUUCUUUGCUGUCAGGAGAUGGAACAAACACAGAAGCUGUGGAGCUGCAAAGAUAAGGGCAUCUUUCAAUAUCUAAUCCUGCUGUUUCUUUGGAAAGCAGUUGAUGGGCAGAUUCACUAUUCCAUUCCUGAAGAGAUGCAGAAAGGCUCCUUUGUGGGGAAUAUUGCAGAGGACCUAGGAAUGGAUGGAAAGCACCUUCCAGACCAUGACCUGCGCAUAGUUACUAGAACAGGUAUGGUUCAGUAUUUUUCUCUAAACAUCCACAAUGGUCAUUUACAAACCUCUGAGAGAAUAGACAGAGAGGCAGUCUGUGGACAGGCAGAGAAAUGCAUCUUAAACUUCCAAGUAAUGGUUGAGAGUAAAAGAAAACUAUAUGGAGUUGAAGUGGAAAUUACAGAUAUAAAUGACAAUGCCCCUCACUUCCCUCCUGGAGUACAGGAAGUGAAAGUCAGUGAGAUAGCUAUCCAGGGAUCCCGGUUUCCUCUACCUGAAGCUCAAGAUGAAGAUCUUGGCAUUAAUUCUGUGCAGAGUUACCAGCUCACGGGCAGCAGCCAUUUUUCUCUGGAUGUGAAAAUGGGAGAAAAUGGUGCCAGGCAUGUGGAACUGGUGCUGGAAAAGAAUCUGGACAGGGAAGAGCAAUCAAUGUAUGAACUAAUCCUCACAGCUACUGAUGGAGGAGAUCCAGUCAGGACUGGCACAGCUCAAAUCAAAAUAAUUGUUUUAGAUGUGAAUGACAAUGCGCCAGUCUUCAGUCAACCGCUGUAUGCAGUGAGCAUUGAGGAGAAUAUUCCUAAAGGGUCCACAAUUUGUAAAGUUAGAGCUAUUGAUCUGGAUGAAGGAAUCAAUGGAGAGCUGAAAUACUACUUCAAAAAAGUGAUCAAGAAGGACUCACAUAUGUUUCUUUUAAACUCAACAACUGGCACAAUAACGGUCAUGGGGAACAUUGACUUUGAGUUAUCAUCCUUCUAUGAAUUUGAGGUUUAUGCUGAGGAUUAUGGCGGACUUUCCGACAGGGCAAAGGUUGAGAUUACCGUUACAGAUCUGAACGAUAAUGCCCCUGAGGUAACUGUGACUUUUCUCACAAGCACCAUCCAGGAGAACUCACCAUCUGGAACUGUUAUUGCUAUUUUAAACGUCGAAGAUCGAGAUUCGGGAAUUAAUGGUGAAGUCACAUGCUUAAUUUCCCAAAUACUUCCUUUUCAACUGAAAAAAUCGACAGAUAACUUUUACAGUUUGGUAACGGCCGAUAACCUUGACAGAGAGCAGAGUGAAUCAUACAAUAUCACCGUUUCUGUCACAGAUCAUGGGACACCUCCUCUUUCUGCAGCCAUGGUAAUAACACUUCUCAUUGUAGAUACAAAUGACAACCCUCCUCACUUUCCAAAAUCGGUCUACACAUCGUAUUUCAUGGAAAAUAACCAGAGAGGAGCUUCAGUCUUCUCCCUAACAGCAAACGAUGCAGACGGAGAUGAGAAUGCCAGGAUAACUUAUUCUAUCAUUAAAAGAGAUAUCAAUGAUUCCUCCCUUUCCUCUUACCUUUCUAUUAACUCUGAAAAUGGGAUUAUUUAUGCCCUACGUUCCUUUGAUUAUGAAGAGUUUCAAGAAAUUAAUUUCCUGGUCAAGGCCCAAGAUGGAGGCUCCCCACCCCUCAGCUCCAGUGUGUCUGUGACUCUCUUCGUCUUGGAUCAGAACGACAAUGCUCCAGAAAUCUUGUACCCUUCUACUCCCAGUGAUGGUUCCACUGGAGUAGAGCUGGCCCCCCGCCCCUCUGAGCCCGGCUAUCUGGUCACUAAGGUGGUGGCAGUGGAUGCAGACUCCGCCCAGAAUGCCUGGCUCUCCUAUCAAUUACUCAAGGCCACAGAGCCAGGUCUUUUCACCAUAGGACUCCACACUGGAGAGGUCAGGACAGCCCGUUUCUUUCUAGAGAAGGAUGCUCUUAAGCAAAUCCUGGUGAUUUUAGUGAAGGACAAUGGGCAGCCCCCCCUCUCUGCUUCAGUCACUGUCACUGUGGUGCUGGCUGACAGCAUCCCUGAUGUAUUGACUGACCUCAGCAGCAUCACCGCUCCUGUAGACUCCCAGUCAGACCUCACCUUCUACCUGGUGGUUGCUGUGGCUUUUGUCUCCUGCUUGUUUUUCGCCUUCCUCCUUGUGCUGCUGGUGAUCAGAUUGCACAGGUGGAGAAUCUCUCAGCUCUGUGACUCCCAAAGUGUGAAUUUUACUGGUGUUCCUGUCUCACAGUUCGUGGGGAUUGAUGGCGUUCGAGCUUUUCUUCAUUCUUAUUGCCAGGAAGUCUCUUUGACCACGGACUCUAGGAAAAGCCAGUUCAAUUUUUCCAAGGCAAAUUAUGCCGAUACUCUGACUAACGAUUUGUCUGGUGAGAUAAAGGAUCCUAUCCUAGCUGGUGAAGAUUUUAAUUUAACCAGUGGAGAUCAGAUUGUACUCCAGGUAAGCUAA
Messenger RNA from Sphaerodactylus townsendi, 2512 nucleotides. Its product is annotated as protocadherin gamma-A6-like. Gene Ontology annotation, cellular component: plasma membrane. Gene Ontology annotation, biological process: homophilic cell-cell adhesion. Gene Ontology annotation, molecular function: calcium ion binding. Bases 77 to 2512 code for a protein of 811 amino acids. The record is from RefSeq and is a predicted model, not a curated record. Lineage: Eukaryota; Metazoa; Chordata; Lepidosauria; Squamata; Sphaerodactylidae. The transcript has a single exon.